GCGCUACACCUUUGAGUGUAAUAGUAAUGCAUAUGACACGUUGCAAGGAGAGGUGUUAUACACAGAUCUGGCAACAGUGUCUCGCUGCUCCAGCUGGUCGCAGUUGUUUACCUGGAGCUCAGCUGGCAGCUACAUCACUCACUCCUCACCAACACUAACCAUGUCUCAGUCAAAAAUUGUAGUGGAGGCUGCAGAAAGGAACAAAGAGCCAAUCUUGAAAGUGUUAGAAGAUGUCAUCCCAGAGAAGUUUGGUGCAGGAUCUCCGUCGUUAUCUGCACUAGAAAUUUCCUCUGGAAGUGGCCAGCAUGUGGUAUAUUUUGCAGAAAAAUUCAAAAACAUAAUGUGGCAACCAUCUGAUAUUGAUGAAAAGUAUAUUGAAAGCAUCAAGGGAUUUAUUGCUGAUGAAAAUUUGGAAAAUGUAAAAAGUCCUUUAGUAAUUGACAUAACAAAGCCUAUCAGCGAAUGGCCUGUAGCUUUUACUGAAAAUUGCCUCGACUUAAUUAUUAAUAUUAACAUGGUCCAUAUUACACCUUGGUCAUGUACUGAAGGCUUGUUUGUUACUGCGGGAAAGCUCCUCAAGCCCAAUGGCAUCAUGAUUACUUAUGGACCUUAUGCUAUACAUGGAGAGAUUACACCUGAGAGCAACGUUUCCUUUAAUGCAUCGUUGAAGAAAGAAAAUGAGGCAUGGGGGCUGCGAGAUGUUGAUGACCUGGAGAAAGAGGCAAAGAAGAAUGGCAUGACAUUUGAUGCCAUGUUCAACAUGCCUGCUAACAACAAGAUCCUUGUGUGGCUAAAGAGCGAAGAAAAAGAACUGGCAUAAAAUGAAGAGAGGGAACAGUGUGGUUGUCCAUUCAUGCGAUAAGUACAUUGGUCACUUAACUGGUAGAAACUGUUACCAAGGGUCAUGGGUACUUGACAGUGUAAUUUUUUAUCUUUGGAAGACUUGAUUUCUAACAUGACCAUACAGCUGAUGCUUAAGGUUUGUUUAGAGUAAUAUAUGGUAAAAUAUGCUUAUGUAGAUUAAUAGCUUUACUAUUUAUUAUUUUGUCUUGAUUUCUUAAAUUGUAUACAAUUUCAAACAAACAUAAUGAAUAUACAAUUAAGCAUGUUUCUCCCACUGUUUUAACUUAAUAUGCACAGCUUUUUUUUUUUUUCCUUCAAAAUUGCAGUAUUCCAUGAACAAUAUACCAAAGAUUAUUUUCUGCCUAAACCAGUGCACUAAGUACUUGUAUAACCAUUAAAUGUUUGAGCUUGAUGCACAUUUUAAAAGUGAGGUAAUGUAAGCAUUUCACCAAUAUGCACAGAGGAAUUUCAGGCUACUCAUUUAAAAAGUUUACUGUACAUCUAGUUAAUCAGACACACAGACAGAGCAAGCCAUUGUUAAACCAAUUUAUUGCCCUACAAGAACUUCAAGCAACCUGAUAAUGCUCUCACUAAGCAGAAUGCUAUUGUAAUAAAGGUUUGCCGUCUACAUGACUUUGAUUUACUAUGUGUCAGCUUACUGCCUAUCUUUCAGACUGUAUCUAGGCCAGUUGGGUAUACCAGGUUAGUGUUGGACUUUACUCACAGUUGAACUGUGUUUCAUUGAUAUUUAUUUUUUCUAAUACAGUAUAUAUAUGUAUAUGUAAAACAAGUGUUCAUAUUAUAGUUUAUAUUUUUGCACUGGAAUGUAGUUGUAAAAUUUUAAUGUUACAUGGUGUGUAAGGAUGCAGAAUAGCUACAGUUUUCUAAUUAUUAUUGAAGGUUGAUCCUGGCAUUCGUGCCUUAAUGUUUAAAUUGGUGCUUUUUUCAGGGGAGUUCAUAUAUAGUACUGAAGCAGGAUUGAUAGAGCUUUUGUAUUCAGAAGGUUUAAAGACUACAGUUUGACAUGAGAAGGAAAGUGCUUGCUAAUAAUGAAAGUUUAUGCUGGAUAUGCUUACUACCAUUCUUGAAUGUUUUUAAUUGAAAAAAGAGCAGAUAUAUACACACCAUAAUCAUUUCUGUUGUAAGUUAAACUGCAUUAUUUCAAGUGUACUAACUGGUUAGUACAUAUUGUGUGCUGAACAUCUAUAAUGAUAUGUAGCAGGUAUAAUGAUAUGUAGCAGCUAUCUCAUAGUAUCCCUGAUAAUAUGUAACUUAAUUUUGCUAAAUAUAUAGCACCAAUUAUACAGAA
Molecule: messenger RNA, 2152 nt
Organism: Cherax quadricarinatus
Lineage: Eukaryota; Metazoa; Arthropoda; Malacostraca; Decapoda; Parastacidae
Product: methyltransferase-like 26
Source: RefSeq, a predicted model, not a curated record